Schistosoma mattheei is the source of this 16736-nucleotide messenger RNA. The record is from the annotation of a GenBank genome assembly. NCBI's taxonomy places the organism in Eukaryota, Metazoa, Platyhelminthes, Trematoda, Strigeidida, Schistosomatidae.
UUCUAGGUCAUGGUUAUCACAUCUUGUCGGUGAUGUGUGGUGGUUGUUAAAAACGAAGCUCAUUGAAUGUAUUAUUUAGUAUAGUCUUCUCGACGGUCCUACUAAUGUUUAAGAAGUUCCUGGCAGUGGUAAUUGACCACAUUCUAGGAAGAUAUUUUGAGGGUUUCAAUGGUGAAAAUUUGUCAUAUGGUCUGCUUAAUGGAAAUAUUACUUUAAGUAAUUUGACUUUAAGGAAAGACACUUUGAACAGUCUGUUUGGUAUCCCGCUAACGUUAAAGUCUGGUUCUGUCGGUAAUGUGUCGAUAUUCAUUCCUUAUACUCAUCUUUGGAGUCAAGCUUGGCAACUGUCACUUGAUAAGGUUGACUUAGUAGCAUAUGCUUCAGCUGAGGACCUGUGGGUUAAUUUGAAUCCAAAUCAUCCAGAUGGUUCAGUCAAAAUGUCUUCCAUAAACGAAAAUCAGUCAGAAAAGUGGGUGACUAAGACUACUCCAAAAGAUCAGGGAAAUAAAUGCUUUGCUGAGUCUCCAGUUAAUGGAAAAUACAGCUUAGACCAAAUGGAGAAGAGAUGGUACCAGACCAUGUCCGGUGGUAAACUAAAAGACGCAGCAGCUAUGGCCGCAUUAGUUGCUAUGGAUUCUAGGUCAGACAACCCUUCUUGGUGGUCAUACAUAACUUCAGUUGGAUAUAGCAUAAUUCGUAGUCUUCAGAUUGAAAUUCGUGAAGUUCGUAUUUCUCUAAUUGACCCAAAUACUUUCGAAAAUCGGGACGCAUUAAGCAAUUCAUCUUGUGAUUAUCAUCCAAAUUUUGGGACAUUUACUAUCAGUUUACAGCGUUUAACACUGGAAACUACGGACUCGCUCUGGCAACGUACUACUUCAACAUCUCAAGAACCUGUUGAAUACAAAUUAAUCAAUGUUCACGGGCUCAGCACUACGUGGAGUCCAAAGUUAUUUGCUCCAGGAAAUUUGUCAGCUGUUAAAAUUAUGACUGAGUCAUCUAACGAGUGUAAUAGACUGUUGAAAGAGAAUUUGUUAUAUAUUUUACCUCCAUGUCAUUUAACUGGCCAUUUAAAACGUAAUCAAACAAAUAUUGGAAUAAUCGGGAGUAGUAGUGAAUCAAUAACACCGACACCUACUAGUAAUCAUCAAUUGGAGUUAAAUAACAAAGCACAAGUUGAAUUAAAUAUUAAUUUAAGUCAACUAAAUAUACAAAUAUCACAAGAAUUUUGCUGUGAUCUUUUACAUUUAUCAAAAAUAUUAAUAAAUCAGUAUGAACGUUUAGAACAAUUGAAACGUAGACCAUCCAGUGUAGUAAAAAACAGUCAAUGGUGGCGUUAUCUAGCUGGUGAAAUUCGUCCAAGACUUCGUGUUCUAUUUCAUUCAACACUUAGUCAUAUUUCGUUAUCCGAUUUAGCAUUAGAAGCGAAAUUAAAUGUUAUUUAUGUGAAAGCAUACACAGCUUAUUUAAUUGAAGGUUUGUCAUCUUCAACAACCAAAUGUUUGAUUACAACUGACCAAAUCAAUAGUAUAUGUAAUGGUUUAGGUUAUACAUCUGAAAUGCAUUUAGAACGAUUAAAACUAGAUCAGUUAUGGUCUAUUCAACGAAUUGCAACUCUUCGCUUAGUUGCUAUGAGACGUGCUGCAGUUACAUUACUUACGCUAUUGAAAUCGGAUAGUAAAAGUUCAACAAUUAUCAUCGAUCCAGGAAUUCAUCCCUCUACAGUCACUGGAAACUCAUCAACAGCGAAUCAAUCAUGGUAUUAUACUUGGUGGCGUUAUUCUUCAGGGUGGGGAAUUCAGUCACUAUUAUCAUCAUUGACAUCUUCAACAACAGUUAAUGAAUUACAAUCUAAUGUAGAUAAUUUGAAUCAGUCUAUAACAGAUCAACAAACACUUGAUUCAGAUUUAGAUCAUUCAAUGAAUGAAGCAAUCUUUGAAUUAUUGGAUGAAUUUGCUGCGCAUACAAAUAAUAUCGACUAUACUUGUAUUACAUAUCCGAUAUUUGUACAGUUGGUAUGUACUGUUGAUGGAUGUAGUUUACGAUUAAUUGAUCAUCUUGAAGAAUCUGUUGAAACAUACUCACAUCCAGCAUUUAUUAGUUUAUCAGGAAAACAAGUGUAUUUUGAUUUGGAAGUUCGACCACAGUGUAAUUCCUAUCGAUUAUCAACUCAUAUUCAAUCCUUUACUGUUCAUGAUGAACGGUAUAUGUUAAAAAAUCGCAAACAGUCAUCAUCGUCAUCAUCAUCAUCACCCUCAUCGCAAUGCAUCCCCAUGUUUCCUGUUGUUGUAUUUCCUCGUUAUCAAACUAAUUCCUUAACAACUGAUAAACUGAGUAAUGAAAGGCAUGUUUUCUCUCUUAUUUACGAAGUAAAUCCAUCACAAAAAAAUGUUGAUUAUAUUCUUCAAAUUCAUACUGAACCUGUGAAUUUAGUCUUUCAACCAGAAUUAAUUCAUCACAUCAUGAACUUCAUUUAUGUGAUUGCAUCGGCUUCAUCUUCACAAUUAGAAACUUCAACUGGACACCGUUACACAUUAAUCAAGGAGAGUACAAUAAAGAAUUUACAUUCAUUUCUUAAAUCUACUCCUGAUAAGAAUGUUGGAGCUAAAAUUAAUUCUUCCAAAUCGCCUCGGUUUUUUCCUUCCAAUGUGUCUACGCCUGUUAAAUCACAUAAUCGUUGGGCUAUAAAUUUCGAUAUAGAUGGACUAAAAGUGUUAUUUCCAAAUCGUUUUAUGCAUGAUAACAUGCUAAAUCUAAAUACAAAUCUUUUUACUACUUCUAACUCAAUAAUCUGUUUACUAUGUGAUUUCGGUCAUUUACAAGUGACUAAUUGGCCAGAGAUCCAAGUAACUAAUAAAAUUGACGAUAGAGUAUCAGUGAAAAUGAGUUCAUUGAACAAUCGUAAACUUGAAAUUGAUAAUCCCCAGUGUAAAAAACAGCCUAAGACACUGCAAUCAUUAGAUGUUGAUAACGACGAUAACAAUGGUGAUGACGAAGAUGAUGAUGAACUGUACAAAACUCCUUGUAGUACCCCUGCAGAAUUAUCCGAAAUCGAGGAGGGAGAUGUAGAGGAAAGUAUGAAAGAUGAAGUUGAGAAAGCAUCUCAAAGACAAACUGAAACUGGUGUAAAUGAUAAAAACAAAUCCAGUGAGAAAUUAUCAUUAGACAAUAACAAUAAUAUCUAUGUCUCGUAUACGGUCAGUGUUACAAAUAUACGAGUAUUGGUUGGUUGUUUGGACUUACUCAACAAAUUAAAUUUAUGGAAUUGUUGCAAUCUUGAGGAAGAAAAUUUAAUAGAACCUAAAUCUGCUGAACGUACAUUACCGUUUGGGAGUAAUAAUACAUUCAGUUUCGAUGAUCAAUCUGUUUUACGUGUAAGCAAUUCUACAAUGAUUUCUCGAUUAUGUUUGAUUAAUCCAUUCAGUUUACGUAUAUUGGUCAGUCGUCGAGUAUAUUGCAUGAAAGAUCUCACUUAUACAUCGAGUCCUAGAUCAUCAUCAUUAAAUUAUCCUCCGUAUUUGUGGAUAACAAUAAAGCAAGAAUCAUGUGUCGUUCAUUUGUCAAAUACAAAAAUAUCGGAUUUACUCUCCUGUAUAAAAGCAUCCCAAUGUCAACUAAAUCGAAUUAAACCUAUGAAAUGGAAAUAUUCUUCAAUGAUGAAAAAAUUCAGUCGUAUUCGUAAUCACAGUAUAUCAUUUUCCGAUUCAAAUGUACACUCUAAUUGUAAUACAUUUAAACAGAGAUCACAUCAUACAAGCAUAUCUGUAUCUCAGUGUUGUCAUUGGAGGGAUUGUUGCGGUGAGAAAUCAGCUGAUAAUUUCUCGUCUCCGGCAAUAUUUAAUUUUAAACGAAAAAAACUUAUCGCAACUUAUUCGAUUCAAUCAUUCAUUAUUCAGUUUGAAUCAAAAGAUCGUCCUCUCGCAGAAUGUCGUCUAGAUGGAGCAGUUUGCAGUUUAUCAGUCUAUCAUGGUUCACCUAUUCCCUAUCGUUUACAAUUUAAGCUGAAUAGAAUUUCGAUGGUGGAUGCCGUAAGCAAUUUAGGUGGUGUAUACGAUGUGAUUGUGAAUUCUGAUGAAAAAAUUGAAAGUACUAAUUCACCUGAUCUAAUUAUUCGAUUAAAUAAACAAGCUAAUAAUGAUAGUAAUAAUAGUUCAUCUCAUAUUUGUAAUGUUUUAAGCGUAAAUUCUACAUUAUCAACAAUUGGUUGUAUUCCUUUAUUGGAUCAUAUCUGUCCUGAAAAAGUAUUCAGUGUCAAGGAAUCUUAUGAUUUUGUUACGGGUACUCUAUCAUGGUUUCCAUCGGCUGAUUGUUUAUCUCAUAUUGAAGUGAUUCAUUCAAUUGGAACAUAUUUCAUUCAACUAAAUAUACACUGUUUCAAUAUUAUUGGUAAUCCAAUUACUGUAAAAUCUAUCCAUGAAUUUCUAAACAAUCUCUACUGUUCUACAAUGUCUGAUCAGUCGGCAUCAUCCAUGGAAUGUUGUACUAUUGAUUCUGAACCGAAUAGUUAUCGGAGAUCAUCUUUGAUGAAUAAAUGGAAUAAUAAUAAUAAUAUCUCUUCAUCUAUCAAAUACGAGUUUAAGUUAUCAGUUGAUAAUAUAAAAUUAUUAUUAAUCAAUCAAUUCGACGUUAAACAUCAAGAACAAAAUGUGAAUGUGUCAGUGAAGAGAAUUGCCGAAAUAAUAUUCUCCGGUUUACAAAUAAACUUUUAUCAUUCAAGUUUAUCAAAUUCAGUAUUAUUGAAACUUCAAUGUUUUCAAAUUAUACCAUAUCGUAAUUCAAAAUUAUCAGCUGAUCAAUAUUUGUUAGGACCUGCUCUUUCAUUAUCCACCUCAGAUCAUCACCAUUCUAAUCAGGUCAUAUUGGAAUAUGACUAUGGAUUGAUUGGAUCAUCCAAUUAUUUUCCACAUAAAACUAAUAAACAUCUCCAAAUUAGUUUAUCCAAUAUUGUAUAUAUACAUCUCAUUCAUGAAUUACAUGAGAUAUUAUUUUGGUUUAAACAAAUUCUUCCAUUAUUAUGUAAUCAGUCUUCUGUCACUAAUAAUGAUCAAUUAUCUAUAGACAAAAUAUAUUUAUUAUUCAAUUGGCCUGAAUUGUCAAUCACUUUCAGUAACCCACUGAUUUUAAUUCCUUGUAAAUCAAAUCAAUUUAAUCAAUUUUUAUUAAUUGGAACUAAACUUAUUAAAAUUAAUCAUUAUUCCUCAUACUGUGAUGCAUCAUUGUCGAAUUCCUCUAUUACUAUGAAACAACAUGAAAGAGUGAACAAUUCAUAUUCUAUCCAGUUAUAUUUUAUAGAUUUCGGUGUAUUUCUUUACACUAAUAGUGAUAACGCGAAGACAUUAUCUAAACAAUAUUUGUCAUCGUCAUCAACUAUCUAUUCAGAUUCGUGGGUGAAUUUUUCAUCUUUACAUAAAUUUUGGCUUAACUCUUGUAAAUUGGAUGACAGUAUGUUAACAGCAACUACACAGAAAUCACGGUAUCACAUCAUUAUGUCACCAAUAAACUUUUCUGCACAUAUAACCUAUGUGAAAUCAAAUUUUCCAAAAUGUUUUUCCACAUUCAAUUCACGGUUUCAAUCAAUUCGUUUCAAUUUUUCUGAUUUCGUCAUGAUGCAUUCUAUGACAUUGAAUCAUACCACUAACGAUAAUAAUAUUACUGAAGAUUAUUCUACUAUAAGAAAUUCACCGUCUCCAUAUCGAUUAUCACCCAUGUCUCCUGCUUCUAAUAUGAAUUUACUGUUAUUUACUGAACCAAUUAAUGCUCAAUUAAUUAUAGAGUUUUACAUUCAAACUGUAUAUAUUAAUUUGACUAAAAUGAAUUGUAACUUGCUAACUAACGUAAUUCAAGAAUUAAAUAAAGAGUAUUGUGAUUAUUGCUGUAACAAUUGUAGUUAUUCGAAUAAUAAAUCUUCACAGUCUAAUCAAACAGAAUUAUUUCAGCUUCCUUAUCCUGAUCCAAAUAUUAUUAUUUCUUCUAUGAAAUCAAAAACAUCUAUGGAAUUUGGAUUAUUUAUAAAUUGUAUGAAAAUGAAUAUAUUAAUAUUUGGUGAUUUAGAUAUUAUCCCUAUACCAUUAGUAUUAUUAACAUUAGAUGAUAUAUAUAUUUCAUCUAGUUUUCAUUUAUUAUUAAAUGGUAUUAAAAUGCCAUCAUGUAUACAAAUUAAUUUAAAUAAUCUCCAUUUAAUAAAUCAACUUGAAAAGAAAUUCAAUUAUAAACCACAACAACAACAAAAUAGAACCAGUUCAAAAUUCAAUACUCAUUAUUUAAAACAAACCAAUUCAAAAAGUAUUUUAUUAAAAUUCAAUAAUAAAAUUGAAUUAAAACUAAAUAAUGAUUGUUUAAAUACGGUAGUACAAUGUAGAAGGCAUCAUUUAUUAUAUGCUGCUACUGCUAAUGGUGUUGCUGCUCCUGAUGAUGAUAGUGUUUGUGAAUUAAAUCAAAUAUCACCAAUUUCCUUGCGUAUUAUACUUUUAUCUGAUGAACAUCAAACAUUUUGUCAAACUAAAUCUUUCGUGAAAUUUAUCUGCAACACAAUUGACAUUCAACUGUACUGUGAACCAUGGAUAUUAAUUUUGGACUUUUUCAAUUUGUGCGAUUAUAAGGAGGAAACUACACAAUGUACUUCAGAGCGAUCUCAUCAAGAUUUGCUUCAUGAAUCCAAUCCCUGCACGCUAGUUUCUUCUUGGAACAAUCCGAAAAUUGCUGUUCUAUUCGACAUUGAUUCCAUUAACUGUUUUGUUAACAAUUCAGAUCAAGAAGAAGGCAACGAAAAAGAAUGUCGGAAUAGUCCUCUUCUCAUAUCUAACAACAGUGAAUCAAAUAUUGCUUUACUCUCCCUAAUCAGAACGAAAUUACAAAUUAAUUAUUUUAUUACAGAUGUUGAGAAGUUCUCAUCACUCAAUCUGCCUGUCAACUAUUCUUAUUUGGAAAUUAAAGGCCAAAUAUGUGAUGUUAAAUUACAAGCAAUACAGGAGAAACAUUCUAACUUAUAUCCAACACGGUUCAUGACUAUGCCACAAUUGUGUCAUCCGAGUGAUAUUAUAAAUGACAAUGAUAAUUCACGGUUAUCCUAUAUAACUUUUCAAUUUAUUAAACCUGCUAGGCAUUUUCAUCAGCGAUUAUCCAAUCCAACUGUCAGUGUUGACGAUGAACAAGAUAUAUACAUUUCAAUACAAUUACCAGCUGUUACAUAUAUACACACACAGUCAUUUUUAACGAGUGUCAUUGACUCAUUGUUUAGCUUCAAAGAACAUUAUGAUUUUGUCAGACAAACAAGAGCUGCUGUUAAGGGCUUUCAAAUUCCCACAACUCCUUCUGUAUCUUCACGUAUACGUGUCAAUGUUUCUGGCGGUCCAUUAAAUCUGAUCAUUCCAAUUAGUUCUUAUAGUUCCAAAGUACUUAUUGCCAAUAUUAAUCAUUUGAAAAUUAAUAAUAAAUUUUUGUGUAAUACAAAUCAGGAAAAUGUUCCUUGUGAAUCAAUGUUUACAAAGUCAAAAUCCAAUGAGAAAUGUGAUAAUCGUUAUUUCUUUUCAAAUAUCCGUACUGAAUUACUGCAAGAAUGUUCUUGGUCUUCUUGGACUUUGGAAUGUUCUAAUCUGAAUUCAGAAGAUCUCGAUGAUUCUCAACCUUUGUUGAUCGAUAGAAUAUUUAUGGAAUUUUAUGGAUUUUCUUUAUAUUGUGCAGAACAAACUAGUUUAUUUGAUCCCGACUUGAUAAGGAAAUCAGAACAUAACUACAACAAUGCGUAUGUUCAUUUACCAAAUCAGUUAUUCAUACCUAUCGGUAGAGUAUAUCCAUCUCAUUUCAAUAACACCACUUUCUUUUUCAAUCCUAUCAAUUGUGUUAAUUUAAUUUUGGAGCAUAAUUUAACUUCUGGUAAAAUACCAGAUUGGAAAAUAAGUGGAGAAUUCACAAAUUGUCAACUUCAUAUAGAUCAACAUACAUAUUGUUUAAUUCGUGGUGUAUUAUCACAUAAUUUUGGUGAAUAUUCAAAUCCUAAUGUCGAUACAAAGAAAUCAUUUCUUGAAUCAAAUAUAUGGACUAAGUUUGCAAUUGAAAUCCGUUUGAAUUCAGUUCAAGCUACAUUAUUUGAUUCAUCAAACUCAUCUGUUAUUAUGAAUAAUAAUUCUACUGUUAAUGCAAAUCUAAAAGAGAAUGAGAACAAUAAUGAAUCUAAUCCGUUUGCUAUAAUCGACUUUUGUGAUACACUGUUAACUUAUGAAUAUUUUUCAAACCGAAGUACAUCUAUUCAACUUCAAUGUUACGAUAUAAAUUUAUUGAAAACUCAAAUUGACAAAGAUAAUGAACAAAAUCAGUUUAUUUUAAAAAGUUUGUCAACAGAUUUAUCAGAUCAAUUAAUUGAAGAGGAGGAGGAUAGAGUAAAGCGAACUGAUGGGAUAUUGGUGAAAACGCCGAAACUUUUUAUUUGUUCCAAUAGUUCUUUGUUACAAUCAACAUUUGUAUUCUCUUUAAUGAGACUUCAUUUAAUUUGUGACUGGGAUUGGUUAUUGCGUUUUCAGUAUUUUCUCUUAUCAUCUCCUUUACCAUCUGGCAGUGAAAAUUCCUCGAUUGUUUACACUUUACAAAAGCCUAUUUCACCUUGCAUCGAUUGCAUAUCCACAACUCGAACGAUUUCCAAAUUACAGAUGUAUUCUGAUGAAUCAAGUUAUAAUCAUAAACGGGAGUCGAACUUAUCUUCUGGUGUACUGAAUACGUCUUUGCAUAUAUUCAUAGAAGAUUGUGAAGCCUGUAUACCAUACGAAAAAUCAUGUUUUCUCAUUAAAUCAAGUGUACGUUUCUCACGUCAUACAUCAAAAUAUUCAAUAUCUGAAAUACUAAAUGAUGAAAUUCAUAUUGAUAUUCUACAAUUUUGUUUAUAUUCUAAUUCAAAAUCAUUGAUUAUUAUACCUAGUCCAUUGAAAUUCUACUCUAAAUUGUAUCAUCACAUGUUAAAUAGUAAAUCAUCCUCUUCAUCUCAACUGUCUGUGUCAUCCACUUCAACAAUUUCAUCUAUGAAAGGAACAUUUAUGAAUACUGGAUUACUUUGUUCGUCAAAUAUUUUUAUUGAAUAUCCUCCUUGGCAAAGAAAUUUAUUACAUUUUAAACCAGCACAGUUACAGCUUCAAAUGUCUUUAACUGCGCCCAACAUUCAUAUUACAUCGAAUUUUUCAGAAUUACAAAAUGCUAUACAAUUUUUCUCUUCUCUAAUGAUGAUAAAUACAUCAGACAGUAUAUCAUCAUCAGUUGAUGCUCACACUAAUAAUGCCGGCGAAAACCGAGAUGCUAUUCAUUUGUUACCAGAUGUACAAUCAUCAGUAACAACUUCAAAUCAAAAAUCAUCGUCAUCAUUAUCAUCAUCAUCAUUAUUGGUAACAUUUUGGCCAAAUAUUUUUGCUGAUUACAUUUCAAAACAAUUAAUUAAUUUCGAUAUUAAAAUUGCAUUUUCAAUAUGUCUGUUUGAUACAAUAACAUCAGUUCAAUCUUCAUUAUUAGCUGAAGAGAUUCCAUUGAUAAAAUUUUGUGUUGAAAAUAUGAAACUGUUUUGGAAGCGAUUAAAUUUACAAGCUACACUGGAAUGCACUGGGAUUUCAUGUUCUUAUUACAAUCAAAAUCUAAUUGCUUGGGAACCUGUACUGGAACCAUGGAGUUGUUUAUUGAAUUGGACUGAAAAUUUUGAGCAAGAUUUCAGUAGAACUAUCUCUUUAAACUGUUCAUCUCAAUGUAGUUUGAAAUUGAAUCUAACAGUUCCACUAGUGCAAAUAAUUCGUCGUCUACUAAAUACAUGGAUCAAAACACAACAAUUUCCAGAGUAUGAUGCAAUACCAGUAGUAAAUCAACAAGACCUUUCAUUUUUAACUAGUCAAAAUACUGGUUCAUUUAUUUUAAUUAAUGAAACUGGAACAUAUUUACGAUAUAAAUUGAUAAAAAAUCAUCAGUUAGAUUCAUUAUUCAAACCAGAAGUUUUAAUACCGGAUAAAUUAGACAAUAGUACUGAUGAUAAUUCUGACAAACUUGCUCCAGAUUCACGUGUAUGUUUACCAAUAAAAAUAUCAUCAUUUGCUUAUAAUUUAUCAACAAAUGCUCAACAAAUUAAUACAAAUGUAGAUUCUAUACAACUGCCUAGUUUAUCAGUACAAAUAAAUGGUUGGAAACCAAUUUAUCCAAUAUCUCUUGAUCGAUUAGGCACGUAUUAUCGUGUUAUUGAACGAUUAAAUAAUGCGGAACCUGAAAUAUUGAAAAGUGAACAGAAUGAAUGUUGGAAAUAUCAUUUACCAAUAUUUAAUCGUUUGAUCAUUGAUAUAGUUCAUGAUCAAAAUUCACAUUAUUCGAUUUAUUUAAGAUCUGGUUUAACAAUAACAAAUGAUUUAAAUCAAAGUAUUAAUAUUGGUUUAGAAAUUACAUCACCGAAAUCAUCAUCAUCAUCAUCAUCCUCAGUAUUCGUAUUGCAUAAAUCGUCGGAAUCAGUAAUCAGUUCAUCUGAUGCAUAUCUUAAAAAUGUAUUUUAUGAAUCAGUAUUAUUAUUAACAGUAUGUAAACCAAAAUGUACUUAUGCUGUCCCAAUUAAUAUUGUUGGAUUAAUGUCAGUAGGAUUAGGAAAUUUAUGCUUUUCUCCAACAAAAACAGUUAUGAAUCGAAAAGAUCUUUCUUCGUUAUUAAUGAAUAACACUAAUGAACAAAAUAAAUUUACGGAUAAUUUAUACGAUUGGGCUAGUGUUUAUCAUCAUAACAAUGAGAUAAUGACCGAGGAAGAACAACUACAAUCUACAUAUUCCUCUUCAAUUCCAACCUCUACAGUUUCAUCAUUGUCAUCAUCGUUAACUGAUUUCGUGGAUAAACGAAAGAAUUCAUCUAUAAGAAUGGUGAAUUGGACAAGUUUAAAACAAUCGGACGAAUUGUUAGAAGCUAUACUGAUAUCAACAUGUCAACUUCCAUCAAAUUCACGAGCAAUACACCAGAUUAGUUCUUUACAACGAUUUCAACAGAUUAAUACUACUACUUCUACUUCUGUAUCAUCAUCUUUGAAUAAAACAUCAUCGGGUUUAAAUAACAAUAACAAUAAAUUUCAUAUUUGUGUAACUGUUGUACGUGAUCAAUUUCCCUUGGAUCCUCAAUGGAAUAAACUAUAUUCUAAUCAAUGGUAUACGAAUUAUAAACAUUUGCUACCAAUCACUUUACCAGGUCAUCAUAUUACUAUUGGUCCAGUAUUAAGAAUUACUAAUUUAUUACCAUGUGAUAUGAUAUUUUUUAUUUUCGAAACUGAUAUUAAUGGUACAUUGGGAUCGAAAGAAGAAGCAUGUGUCCAUAAUUUAUUUCCAGUGAACACCAUCAAAUUUGGUAUUCAUUUAGAUGGAUUUCUGAAAUGCGAUCCAUUGUCUAUUCCAUCUAAUACUUACAAUCAAAAAGUGCUCAUUCGUUUAUAUGAUACUUUGGGCCGACCGUUAGAAUUGCAAGUCCAUGUUUGUUCCAGAGCAUUUGGUGCACGUCAUUUAACCGUUAGUCCUGUUAUAUGUUUAUUAAAUAAAUCUGGUAUACCGUUGAUAUUUGCUCACUCAUCAUCGUCAUUAUCAUCUAAUCAACUUAAUUUAUCAUCACAAACAUCUAUACUAGCUGCUGGUCAAAUUGAAGAACAUGAACAAGCUUGUGCUUUGAUGCCGUUACUUUUUUCAUUUGCAAAUAAAUCUGAAGGUUAUCUAUUACGUGUUCGUAUAGGGAAAGGGUAUCAUAGUGAGAAUGAUGUUUUACCUAACAAUGAAAAUGAUCAACUUCUGACUAAUAACAUAAAACGUUGUACAUGGUCACCUGGAAUAUCUUUAGAUAAAUCUGGUGUGGAUGUAUUGCAGUUGAAAAUAUACACUGGAAAUAAUCGAUUAUCUUCGGUACGUUAUUUAGGUUUUGAAGUUGACACCGGUCAUGAUCCCAAUGAUUCAUCACUGUCAACUACAACAAUGGUCACAUUUCGACCGCGUUAUAUCAUUGAAAAUUUGACAAAAUAUCAACUAAAUGUUACACAACGAUAUUGUUUAAAAACAGCUAAUAAUUUACCUGCUUCAAUUAUCGUUUAUCCAAAUCGUAGUCAAUCAUUUCAUUGGUCUAACGAUGAUUUAGAUCGUCUUUUAUGUAUGCGUGCUGCGAUUAGCACUUCAUCAUCAUCUGCUGUUCAUGAUCAAAUGACAACAGGAAUCAAUAAUCGAUCUGAUGAUUUAUGGACGAUGUGGUCUGGUGGUUUUCAGAUAGAUCAUGCUCAUUCAUUUAUUAUAAUGUUACGACUGAAUCGUUUUCAUCAAAUUGUUGAUUUUCCACAAUCAUUAUUCUUUCAUGUGAUUAUCACUUUACAAUCAGCGACUUUUUUUGUAAAAAUUCAGCAUUACCAUGGUUUACCACCAUUUCGUUUUGAAAAUCUCAGUUCAAUUUGUGUCUACUAUUGUCAAUUAAUUGAUUCAAUUCAUUUAAUGAAUACAAAUUCAAAAUUACAACAUAUUAGUUCGUCUAAUUCUGAUAAACAUAUUCAUGAUCAUUAUUUUCGUCGGGGUGUAUUACAUCAUUCCGUGUCAACGAUUCAUGAUGAUGAAUCUAUUAACAAUAAUAUUGAUGAAAUGAAUAAUCCAAUUCUUGAUAAAUGGGAUGGUGGAGCUUGUCCAUCGUUUUUAAUUCCUGGAUCUAUAAUUCCAUAUGCUUUAGAAGAGCCAUGUGGUAGUUCAUCUAUUAUUUUUAGUGCACAGGAUGAUAUCAGUGAAAUAUUUGAUUUAGAUACAAUGAAUGUCAGUAAAAUUUUACGUUAUGAUAAUUUUGUUUACCUCACUUUAUUUGGACCAUUAAUGGAUUAUAUUGUCCCAACAGAAAUGAAACCGAUAAUGAUUCAUUGCGUAGAAGAAGUUCAUCAUUACCUAAUCUUGUAUUUGAUAUACUCCCUGGAUCUAAUUAUGUUGUUUGUGCUAUCAAGUCAUCAAGGCUCCGCACGAAAAAGUUCAAAGAAUAAACAUCAAUUUGUUUUAGAUAUAAAUCGUAAAGGUGAUCCAAAUGCACCAUCGAGUAAUGAUCAAUUGAUUAGUAUCAAUGGAUUAAUCGAUCCAGAAACUUUAAAACACUUUGAAGUUGUUCAACUUAUUAUUGCUAAGCCGAGUAAACAACGAAAAGCCUAUCAAACUUGGAGAAUCGAUCAAAAUGGUCUCUUGGUCAACAGUGCAUUGUUUUGUGUACAAAUUCGUCGUGAUCUAAUGGAUGUUAUGUCAUCUUCACAAUUAUCAUUGGAUAGUAGUUUUGAAGAGAGCAAUAUUGAUGACUUAAUGAAUUUAUCACAUCAUAUUUCAUCGAAUCAAUUAAUUUUAUUAGCUGCACGUCCACGUCCAUUAGCAACACGUCUGAUUAGUUCAUCUAUAACAUCAGCAAUUAUUUUACCAAUAUGGCUUCGUCCCGGUUCCGGUAGACUACGUUUAUUCACUUAUCUAGAUAAAGCCACACGUGUUUUACGUAUUGAAGAUGAAGAUACAAAAAAUACUGAAUUAACUACACAAAAUACAGAUAAUGUUAAAACAAUUUCACGUUGGGGUAGAAAAACAUCAAUAACAUCACAAGAAGAUCUGUACCCGCAACGUGAAUCAUCAGUAUGGGAGGACUCGUCUUAUCAGUCAAAUUUGUGUAGUAGUGUUGAAACAAGAGAUCUUCAUCGACUGGUGACCAAUUUUAAGGCUAAUUUAACUCUGCCUAAUGGAAUUGGCAUUAAUGUUAUAUCAUCAUUUAUGGAAGAACUUAUCUAUAUUUCAUUAAGUGAUAUAAAUUUAUCACUGAUUCGAACUUAUUCUGAUGUAUUAACUACUAAUACUACCCCUACUACUUCACAUCUUGUAUCAUCUAGUGAAAAUUCAAUGUUUAUGAUGAAACAUGAUAGUAGUUGCUGUAACAUUUCAAAUGACAAUCGUUUAUCAUCUAUUGCACAUCAUGGUUUAAGUUCAAUUGUUAUUGUUCAUCCACCCGGUAUCUCACGAUCUUCAUUGAAUGAUGAUGAUGCUAGUUACAGUAAUAAUCUUACGUAUGAGAAUCAAAAUGGAUCAUGUCUUACUAAAGUAUCUGAAACAUUUCAAUUACUUAUUGGUCAUUUUCAAAUUGAUAGUCAAUUUACUGGUGCUCUUUUCCCAGUACUUUUGUUUCAAAUCAAUACAAAAUUAAUAACUGAUGAUGAACAUCAUCUUCAUCAUUUGAAUGUUAAUGCUGAUAAUCAAAAAUUAAAAAUGAAUUCAUUUCCAACUACUUCUACUACUGAAUUCAUACAAAUGAAUGAAAUGAAACAUUUAUCUACAUUAAAAAUCACUUAUUCACGUGAGGAUAUUCAGUAUAAUUGGCCAAUACAUUUAUUUAAAAUAUUUCAGAUUGAUAUAAGUCCGUUGAAUGUACAAGCGGAAGAAUUACUUCUACUUAAAUUAAUUCAAUUUUAUCAACAUGCUUUUGAGGAGGAUACUGAUACUGAUGAACGGAAUAAUUCUUAUAAUCACCAUCUUCAUUCACAUCAUUACUCACAUAAUUAUGACGAUAAUGAUCCUGCUGUCUUGAAUUCUUUAUCUGAUUCUUUUAAUAUUUCAUUACCUCACAAUUCAGAUAAAAGGAAGUAUUCAAUGUUGCAUAACACUAAAUCAGAAAAUAAAAUAUUCUGGUGUGAUCGAUUUAUAAUUAGUCCUAUACAUAUGAAAUUAAGUGUACAAACAGCGAAAAGUUCAUUGACUGAAUCAUAUUUAGCCGGUGCUAAACGUUUACUACCAUCAUUAAUGAGUUUUACAGGUGCAGAAAUACAAUUAGAUCCAGUAGAAAAACUGUACAUGUUGGAAACUAUUCCACAGUUAAUAAAUUAUCUUAAUACAUACUAUCGAUUACAACUUCGAGCGCAUGCAUUGAAUAUAUUUGGAUCAGUUGAUUUUCUUGGCAAUCCAAUUGGUUUAAUUAAUGAUUUAAGUUCAGGAAUAUCAGGAUUGGUGGAACUAGACGUCGGUGGUUUAAUUCGACAUGUUGCACAUGGUGUCGGAGAUAGUGCAGCAAAAGUUGCUGGAAGUGUUUCUCAAUUACUAACUGCUAUAUCAUUAGACGAUAAACAUGAACAAGAACGUGCAGCUAUAUUGGGCAGUCGUAUUGACACGUCUUCAUUAUUACAAACAUCACAAUCUAUUUAUAAUUCGAAUUAUUAUGAUGACAGUGAAGUGUCUUCCAGUGGAAUGGAUGAAUCAUUAGAUGAUUUUGAAUUGACUUGUCAUGGCAUAUACACUGAUAUGAAAUCAACUCCGUCGACAUAUAGUUCUUCAUCAUCAUCGUCCUCACCACCAUCAACAACAUCAUCAACUAUAGCAUCACUUCCACAAUAUCCGAAGCAAACUCACCAUUCAUUUGAUACAAAUCGUUCUGUUACAGCACCUUUAAGCGCUGGAGUUCGUGGCCUAAUGCAUGGUAUCGUUGGUGGAAUGACAUCCAUUGUUACACAGCCUUAUCGUGGUGCAAAAGAAGAUCAGUUAAGAGGUUUUGUCUAUGGUGUUGGUCGUGGAUUAUUAGGUACAGUAACUAAACCAGUUGGUGGUGUAUUCGAUUUUCUAUCUGGUAUGAUGAGUUCAAUUAGUGAAGUUGCACGUCCAUCAAAUUUAUAUCGUCCAAAACGAUGUAGACCACGUCGUGCUGGUCUAUCAAAAUAUUUUUCACGUCCAUUAAUUAUUUAUAAUUUAAAUGAAGCAAUAGUUCAAUUACAAAUUCAUCAUCUUACAUUAUUCAAUGUUACACGUCGUUAUUCAUUAAAAAAUUAUUAUUCAUCUUCAUUGAAUACUUUUAAUUCUAUAAUUAAUUCAUUGAAUACAUUUGAAAUUGGUGAAGUUCCAAUAGACAAUACUAAUACUACCACUACUACUACUAAUACUACUAAUACUACUACUAAUAAUACGAAUGAAUUCAAUGGUACAAAUAAACUGUCUCCUAUUAACAGUUGUAAAUUAACUGAUCUUGAUUUAACUUAUUCAUUUAGUCGUAUGUUAUAUAUUUAUGCAUUAUUACCAUGUAAUAAUAGUCCAGAGGCAUUAGCAUCACAUCAUCUUCGUUAUUUACUUUAUUCACCUGAAUCAAUAUUACAUAUUUUACCUAUACAAUUAAAUGGUGUAGUUGUAUUAAUUACAGAUCAAGCUUUAUGGUGUAUACGUGAUAAUUCAUUACAGAAUUGGAUUCUUUCAAGAAAUCCCGUUGGUAUUAAUAAUAAUAAUAACAAUAGUAAUAUCAAUAUAUCGGACUCGAACUCAUCUGUUACAUCACAUCAAACCGCACCGGUAUUUUUCCUGACUGAAAAUACGACAUUAAUGUUCAUGUUGCACUAUCAUCGUCUAGAUCAAAUUUAUGUAAUGCUUUCUCAGAAUACUAACACACUUAGUUCUGUGUCGAUUGCUGAUGUCAAUACUACUACUAGUAGUACUUCGACUACUCCUACAACUACUAAUUCUCCUGUUUAUGUUGUUUUCUCAGCUGAUUGUGGUACAAGUAAACAACAAUUACGUUGUGACUACUUAACUUGGGGUUUAGAUUUAACAUUACAUGUAAGAAAUGCACAAUUUCGUUUUGCUCAGGCUAAUAUGCGUGUGAAUCGUUUGAACAUAUCCACUAACAACAUCUCAUCGUCAACUCUUUCAUGUAAGAAUAAUAAACAACAAUUAACUACUGUCUAUUAUAAUGUGCCUCGUUUUCUAAAUCAUCCUGUUGCAUUGGCUUACAGUCCAAUUUGUCACAGAUAA